This is a messenger RNA of Gadus morhua (Atlantic cod), 6297 nucleotides long. RefSeq names its product forkhead box J3 (gene foxj3). The transcript has 12 exons. Bases 434 to 2365 code for a protein of 643 amino acids. Lineage: Eukaryota; Metazoa; Chordata; Actinopteri; Gadiformes; Gadidae. The record is from RefSeq and is a predicted model, not a curated record. Gene Ontology annotation, molecular function: DNA-binding transcription factor activity, RNA polymerase II-specific; RNA polymerase II cis-regulatory region sequence-specific DNA binding. Gene Ontology annotation, biological process: regulation of transcription by RNA polymerase II. Gene Ontology annotation, cellular component: nucleus.
CUCAGCUAUCGAGAGAAAGGCGAACGGGGAAAGGCGGAGAACCCAAGCAGGGAAGCCACGGGCACGCCGGCGAGAGUACAACGGGUCUGCACAGGGCGAGCGUCAAGAGCACAGACACCGCGGGAGGACACUUUCUGAUGAAGAAGUGGAAGGGGAGGGGGCAGUUAUUCCAAAACUACACUGGAUUAAGAAAACGACAUUACAGAGCUUCAUCUAGAGCUGACCUGUAGAAGACUGCUGAGCCCAUGUCCUGACCUGAGGGCAGCCCUGAUUUCAGCCCCCCAGUGACCUGGUCUGCAAGUGACCGAGCAACAGCUCAACCACCGCCACUGCCACCGCCACCACCACCACCUCCCACAACAACUUCCCACCUUUUCCCACCUCGACCUCCACCCACCCCAGCCCCUUUUUCCCGGGCCAGCCUGCCGUCACCAUGACGUCGGAGCUGGAGAGUAGCCUGACCUCCAUGGAUUGGCUGCCUCAGCUGACCAUGCAGGCGGCAAUCCGCAAGGCAGAUGCCCAGAACGCCCACGGGCCAGGCAUGGGCAAGAAGAGUGCCAUGCUGGACCCCAACACCACCCUCGACCAGGAGGAGGUGCAGCAGCACAAGGACGGCAAGCCGCCGUACAGCUACGCCAGCCUCAUCACCUUCGCCAUCAACAGCUCGCCAAAGAAGAAGAUGACGCUGAGCGAGAUCUACCAGUGGAUCUGUGACAACUUCCCCUACUACAGAGAGGCGGGCAGCGGCUGGAAGAACUCAAUACGGCACAAUCUGUCAUUGAACAAGUGUUUUCUCAAAGUGCCUCGCUCCAAAGAUGACCCAGGGAAGGGCUCCUACUGGGCCAUUGACACCAACCCAAAGGAGGACGCGCUGCCCACUCGGCCAAAGAAGAGGCCUCGUUCAGGAGAGAGGGCUUCCACGCCGUACAGCCUGGAGUCAGAGUCUUUAGGGAUGGAGUGUAUGAUCUCUGGAAGUGCCUCUCCAACGCUGGCAAUCAACACUGUGACUAACAAGGUGGCGUUGUACAACACGGACCAGGAGGGAAGCGACAGUCCGCGGAGCAGCCUUAACAACAGCCUGUCGGAUCAGAGUCUGGCGUCCGUUAAUCUCAACAGCGUGGGCAGCGUGCACAGCUACACGCCGGUGUCCAGCCUUCCAGAACCCGUGUCCCAGUCCAUGAGCCUGCAGCAGCAGCAGCAGCAGCAGCAGCAGCAGCAGCCCCAGCAGCAGCAGCAGCAGCAGCCUCAGUACAGCAUGCCGGAGAGGGACAAGCAGCUCCUCUUCUCAGACUUUGAAGAUCUCAGUGCCUCCUUCCGCAGCCUUUACAAGUCCGUCUUUGAGCAGUCCUUCAGCCAACAGGGUCUGAUGGGCAUGCAGUCGGAGUCCCCCCAGCAGACCCACACCUCCUGCCCCUACCAACACUCCCCCGGCGGCGGCGGCGCCAUCAGCACCCAGAACAACCUGUCCAACAACCACGCCAACAGCCACGCCAACAGCCACGCCAACAGCCACCCCAACAGCCACGCCAACAACCACACGGCGGCCGGCACCCAGGUCCCCCUCUCCCACCCGGGCCACGGCUCUCCGCACGGCCAGCACCUCUCCCAGCACGCCGCCGCCGCCCUCAGCCAGCACAGCCAGCACAGCCAGCAUCCGCACCAACACCAACAGCACUCCCAGCUCGGACCACCCCACUCCCAGCACGGGCCGCACCCCACCCACGGCCAGCACCCCACCCACGGCCAGCACCCCACCCACGGGCAGCACCCAGCGCAGCAGCACCCGCCGCACCCGGCGCAGCACGGCCAGCAGCACCAGAGCCUCUCCCACCAGCCCCAUCCUACCCAGCAACAGAUGGCCUGCAACCCGGACUGGUACCCCAAUCUAGACGCACUGAAAGAAAGCUGUCGGAUCGCCAGCAGCUACAACUGGGCGGAUGUUGACCUCUCACCUUUCCAAGGUUUGAAGGAGAGCAUGAGACAAGCGGAGCUGAACAACUGGUCCUUGGAGCCCACUCAGAUAGCAGACCUCUGCUCAUCCAUCAACCAAUUCUUUGCCCGCACUGGCGUGAUCCAGCCACAAGGGGCAGUGCAGCCCCCUGUGUGCCAUGGCGCCAUGCACUCCACAAAACCCAGUCAGCACCUCAACACAGGGAACCUGUACAUGGACUCCAGACAGAGCAUGUCUAUGAUGGGCCCACCUGGCUACCCCCACAUGACGCCCAUGAGCAGCCCAGGAGCUGCCAUGACAGGCCAUCACACUCAGAUGAACCAGCAGCACAUGAUGCCGAGCCGGAACUUCCCCAUGCACCGCAUGCAGGCCGACGACAUCCAGGACGACUUUGACUGGGACUCCAUCGUUUAACCCCCCCCCUACCUUUACCCCUUCCCUGACCCGUGUCCCCGCUCCACCUCGCCUCCUGCUCCCGCGCCUCCCUCUUCCAGGAAACGAGGGCCGGGGAGCCGGGAGGGGAGGCGUGGCGGAGGAGACAGAGGUGAAAGCCACAGGCUGAGCUGAGCAGCCGCACGAGAGCGGGAUGCAGCGAGGAGCCACUCCUCUUGGACAGGGGGAAUUAAGGACAUUUUCUGCCCUUGAAAGACAGAGAGAGGGAGAGAGAGAGAGAACCUCAGAGUCCUGACAAUUUUUUAAACAAAGAAAAAAAAAAAACUACAAAAAAAACAACAUAAAACGACAAAAUAAAAGAAAUGAAUAUUGUUACUUUGAAGACAAUCAUCAUCCCGGCGGUGGACUUGUUUAAAGUGAUUGCUUACGUACUUGUUUUAAAGGAAAGCGGCACACGUUAAUAUUCAGUCUUGAGUAAAGAAGAAAAAAAGAAAAUACAAAAACAUGUGCUCCUCUGCCCUCCGGCCCCCACAGCCCUCUUCCUGCCCCCCCCCACCCCCGCCUGUUUUUAACUGUUGUGUGAUUUGAGUGACUGGUUACACUUGUAAAAAAAAAAAAACGUGAUAAAAAAACCCUCCUUGUGUUAACCUUGACCUCACCUGCCUCUUGGAUUUGCCUCUUUUUAAGAAAACAACAUCAAAGGAAAUAUGUGUUUGGGGGGUGACAAAUGCAUCCACCAAACCUUCCCCUCUUCUCGACUCCCCCCCCCCCUCCCCCACACAAAUAGCGAUUGAGUUGGUUUGAUGAUGGGUACAGUGACUGAUCUUUUGAAAAGGGUGUUCAAUGUGAUUUCAAAAGGCUUUGAUAUAUAUAUAUAUCCAUAUAUAUGGUAAAUCUAAGAGACAACGAUAUACUUGGUAACCGCUACAUCAAGGUAUGCUGGAUGCAGCUGACCGUUGGCAUAUACCGGCAGUAUUCUCUUCAGUACCUCAGAGUCGGUCUGGGUUGUUUGAAGAGUUUGGUCUCUUCAGUAAGAAGUCUGCAGUCCUCAUUAUUUGAAGGUGCUGUCGGGAAGAUUCAGGAGCUGUAAUUUGAGUUUAGAUUCAUUAGUUAAUUAAUUAAUGGUAUGCCAUAGCCAUCCCUCAGCUAUUAGUGGGUGAAAUGCUCUGUGAAAAUACCUGUGUCUGUAUGACCAGUUUAGAUUUUAUACUGCUCCCAGCUCAUUUAAAUCAGGGAAUCUCUUCCCUGAUUGGUUCAAGGUAUCCAUCUCACCUGUCACACAAGUGGGUGAAGUCAAAACUUCUGAAAGGCAGGGGGAGGGAGGGAGCGGACAGGGAUGGGACUUUUGGAAAAUCGUAGAUCUUGUCUCUUUACAAUGAGUGGAUCCUUCCUACAGCAUCUUUAACCCUGAGAAGAUAAAAAUAACCUUUUUACCAAAGCCCAUUUGCUAAACAUAAGAACGGACGUUGGUUGUACGGUAUGUGAGAAUCUUUUGGGAGCGACGGUUUAUUGUUUAAAUGUUGUAAGUCAUUGAUAGAAAAUGCCAAACAAUGGAAUAAUAGUUGAAUGAUAAGGGCUGGAAAGAGGAGUGAUUAGUAAACUAGGUUUAAAGACGAACCAAACACUCAAAUCCAACCUAACCUAACCAAACCCCCAAACACCGAUUCAAAACGAAAUACUAUCGGCGGCUGAUAUUACCUGACACAAUUUCAGCCAAUCAGAAAGAGCUGUGCCUCUGGUUUGAUUGUAAUGUUGUUUGCUCUCAAAGAUCCUGAAAGACCCGGUGAGGACACAACUGGGGAUCACUGAAUAUAUGGUUGAUGAGAAAGUGGUCUGUAAGAUCUGGAAUAACCUUUCAUUUGUUCAAUGUCUGUAUGUAAUUGAUCACAUGCUUCUACUGUUCAUGUUGUAUGGUCACAUCUGAGAGGUAAAUUACAGCGACACGCCUUUUCCCACUAAACAAAUUGUGCGUUAUUAUGAUCGAUGUGUUCAUAUUUAGCUAAUGUACAAUCAUUGCAACAUACAGAAUGUGAGUCUUGAUACAGUGUGUGUGUGUGUGUGUGUGUGUGUGUGUCACUGAAUUUUGUCAUUUGUUUUGUAAUUCAAAAGGGUUUCUUUGAUGGUGACAACUGUUUCUAUGCUAUCUGUGAGCACAAAUCAGAUGGAUGAAAGAUUUGAAAAAAUGCAUAUUUUUCUUCUCUUUUGCAAAUGUGGGAAAGUGCGCAUUAACAGCAAGGCGAGUGGCAGGGCUGGAAAACCUGUCAUGAUCACGUCCCAGUAGUGCACGGGGUCUCAAUCAAUAGCUCCAGCUGGAUGGCACCAAGUGUUUUAUACGCUCUUUGCACACUAUCAGUAACCUCUUACUUUUAUCCCUCCAUAACACGUAUGUUAGCAAGUGAGAGACUGCCCUAGUCACAAUAGUUCUCAUCUAUGGAAGACAAUCAUGAUUUUAUUUUUGAAUUAUGUUUUUAAAUCAACACAUUGUUGUUCAUUUAAGGAAGGCACUUUUUAGGUCCAAUGCUUGGUGUAAUUUAAUGGAACCAUCAUUUCGGAGCAGAUAUAGAGACAACUAUGACCUAAAAUCAUGCCGGUGGUAAUACAGCUCUUCUGAUUGACAGAAUCCAGCUGAAGGCCUACUGUGGCAAGUUUUCUGAAAGGAGUAUAAUGUCAAAGACAGGUUUUAAGCUAAGGUUGACUUACGUUAUUUUGUUGUGUUUAAUUCAGCUCUUCAUGCAUUUGACCCAACAUUUGAGUCUUUCUACUAUCUUGUCUUUAGUUCUUUUUUUAAUAACUGUUGAUCAAUGUUUUUUUUUCUUUUUCACUGCCAAAAUGUAAUUCUCAGACACUUUCGACCAUAUUUUGUCAGUUGACUUGGCAAAACCUUUAAGGAUUAUUCUCAUUAAGUCACUAAAAUGUGGGUGUAGCAGUCAUGUCCACCAGCGGACUGCACUUUGGAAAGAUGAGGAAUUAUUAUAUUCCUGAAAAUUAUAAUGUAUAUAACCUGGAAACUGUGGACAAAAAAAAGGAAAAUGGGAGUAUCUUGUCAAACUUGGUCCAUUUUCGCCAGGUGAAGCUAAUCGACAAGCAGAGCACAUGGGAGGAUUUAAGUAAAUGUGACGAAAAGGGAAAAGCUAAGACAAAGACUGGAAUGCAAUCAAAUGAUGUGUUAAUUUAGUUGUGUGUGUGCGAAUGUGUGCUUGUGUGAGAAAAUUUGGUUCCAUAACAUAACACACUUAAAAAAAUAACAAAUAUUUUAGUUAUAUUAUCCAGCUGAAGUUGUACCUGCCAGAGAGAUUACAAUUAGUUGGGGGAAGAAACGAAACAAGAAACAAGGCCUUGUUACAAUGUGGGAGAGAACUGCCAACAAGUACUGCUGAUUGAGGCCUAUUUUAUUCAGUGCUGGUGUGAUGUAGUGCUUCUUGUAAAUAGAUGUCUUUUCAAUCAUCCGUUUUUUCCCCUCCUUGGGGUGGGGCAUCAAGGUGAGGGGUGGGGCGUAUUCAAGAACGAGAAGAGGGUUUAAAAAAAGAGUAGAAUAUUUUGUUAUUGUCCAGACAGAGGGUGACACAGUAUGUAUAUAUCUAUAUUGUAUAUAUGUGAUGAAAAUGCGUUGGCUUUUUGUGUGACACUACCUUUUACCUGUACUAUGGUUCUACAUUCAGUGUUUCAAUGUUGAUAAUAUAUAUUUUUUGUUUUUUGUUCUUUUGAUUUUGUCUUUGUCAUUUCUCGUAUUUGUUGUUUUUUCCCCUCGUUUAUCUUGUUUCUGUCCUUUUGGUUAUUGCACGGUUUAUUACUUUUGCUGUCCAUUGAGGUGACACAGCUACUUUGUAUUGGUUUAGUGCUAUAAAUAAUUCAAGUGUUAUUAAAAUUGUCGAUACCACCGCCCAUCCCGCCCCUUUCCCCAAUAUGCAUGAAUGGCACUUAAAGAAAUAAAAUAUGUUAACUUCACUGUGGAA